Messenger RNA from Didymodactylos carnosus, 825 nucleotides. Lineage: Eukaryota; Metazoa; Rotifera; Eurotatoria; Philodinida; Philodinidae. The record is from the annotation of a GenBank genome assembly.
AUGUCGUUUAUCGAGUUCCUCGACUGUUUCGAUGAUGUCUUUUCGGAUUUAAAUGAUCCAUGGGAACUAAAAUUAAUGGAACUAGUUAAAAUCAAGAAGUGGUUAAUUAAACAACAUCAUGGACCGAUCGACUUCCACUGUGACAAAUGUGAACGUAGAUGGGAUUCUGGCCACGCAUCAGUUCUAUUCCUCUAUAAACUGUUGAAUAAAUUUAAUCGCAAAAAUAAACCUAUUGGUGUUGUUAAAAUGAAAAUUCUUGGACAAAAAUGUCGAUGGUCUGCAUUGUACCAUCCGGCCGAGUUUUCUCCUGACGAAGUGCUUCGUGCCAUUAAAAGUUUACGCACGAAAGUUGUGGAAAAAUUCUACAAAGAUCCUGGUCCGAGAGAGUCGAAAGAGAAAGAAAAUCAAGAGGAAUGGAAAGCUACUUUGCCACAUGUAACAGGUUUAUGUGAAGCAUGUCAGCUAGGGUUUUGUCAAGCACAACCCUUUACCGUUCAAAAACAUCGUCGCGCAACAAAGCAACAAGGAAAAGCUGUUACUUUAUCUACGAGAAAUGAUUAUUUUGGGAAAGAAUGGUGGUUCGAUCCGUGCAUUAAUCAGCAGUUCAUGUGGUUUGUUCCGUACGGUGCAUCCCCGCCAACGUCAAAACCAAAAAGAAGGCGAAAAAAACCUCCGCAAUCGAACCAUAGUACCGAACCAGUUGAGCCAGCUCCUGAGAAAGAAGAGCAAGUAAAGAACAGAAGAAGAAGAAGAAAUCGAAGAUUUCGAAAAACAGCAGAAGAACAAAACGAUAAACUUAAUAACGCAGGCAACUUUGAAAACUAG